CAACCUUUUCACACCACAGUCAAAAAAAACUUCUUGAGAUCUAGAAUACUACUGUGCAAGUUCUAUGUUCUAUGUACUUUGCAAGUGAUGAGUUUGGUAGUAAAUUUCUGAAUAUGGUAAAGAUUUCCUAGUCUUUUCAGAUGAAACUGGAGUCUGUAAUUAGAUAUGUGUAUGAAUCUACCUACAAAUGUAUUUCUUUUUUACUGAGAAAAAAAUGAGUUGUUGUGUGACAAUAAAAGUUGGUUUUUUCAGACAUAACUUCAGUUGUCUGUUUCCACCAGGCUUCAGAAAUAAUUGGGGAUCAAAAAGCAGAUUCCAGAAAGAAAAGAAAUAAAAGAGUGUGGGUCUUGUGAUAACAAAAGCAAACUCAAUGAUGUCAAUGGAUUUGUCUUGACGAAGUGUGGUUUUUGUUGUUAGCUGCUGCUGUUACUGCUGCUGCUGGUGGUGGUGGUGGUAGUGGUGGUGAGAAAAGGGUUAAUAGAGAAAGGAAUGAUCUUUGUUUGUUUGUUUGUUUUUUUUACUGGGUUGAUGAAAUUUGUUAGGUUGUGAAAGCAUGGGUAGACAAGAGAAAAGGGGGUUCAUUUAGAUUAAUUAGCUAGAGAAGAUUCAAAGUCUAUAUGAAGAAGAAAUGAAAAAAAUGGCCACAUGGGUUUAUCAGUUAAAGAGACAUGACCUUUCACAAUAUAGGGAUGAUAGAGAAUUUAAUCUUCACAAGGGACCACUUAGAUUGAUGGUUUGAAUUUAUAUUUAUUCAAAGAAAAAAGAAAAAAGAAAAAAACAACUCAAUUUACUUUUGUUUUUCUUUAGCUUUUGUUUGGAUCUUCUGGUUGUUUGGAGUUAGGUUUUAAGUUUCCAACACCUGAUACUGCCAGUAACUAGUCUUCUGGGUACACCAUUUGCUGCUUGUGGUUGCUGGAGCUGAUGAUGAUGAAUUGAUCUCUAAAGGAGGUAAACAUAUCAUUAACUUUACUGAGAAGACGGGGACGGGUAUGCGUGUGUGGAUCGAUUCCAUAGGAGUUCGUGAAAUCUUUACAUGAGUUCUUGUUCAGUGAUGGAGUGGAAUACAAAGACUGCCUUGCAGUGGGAUUGGGAGAAUUUAGUCAUGUUCAGUGGGAAAGUAAAUGAAAUUCCUAAUAAGACUUCACAGCAACCUACCGAUUGGGGUGUUGAAGGAGACGGCGGGGGAAUUGAUAAUGGGUCUUUCUAUUUGCCGUCUGGCGGUGGGCGAGGUGGUGCUGGUGCUGGUGGUCAUUCUGGGUCUGAUUUGGGAAAUGGGUCUUCUUCAAAAAGUUCUAUUUCAGCAUCUAUUGAUUCUUCAGGGAAAGUAGGAAGUAGUAAAUCCAAGUUUAACUUGGAUACAAUUGAAGAUUCUACUAAUCAUCCUACUAGAAAGAGAGAAUUAGGUAGAGUUGAGGAUACCGGAUCUUCUCCAACAGUAGGGGUUUCAGUAGUAGGUUCUGGUGAACCGCUGAUAGGUUUGAAGCUUGGCAAGCGGACUUACUUUGAAGAUGUUUGCGCUGGAAGCCUCGUCAAGCCUUCAUCUUACACCGUCAUUCCGGCAGCAUCCGCCGCUGCUGUAACAAAAAGGUCCAGGGCCUCAUAUCAGAGUAUGCAGACCCCAAGGUGUCAAGUGGAGGGUUGUGAUCUUGACCUGACCUCUGCUAAAGAGUACCACCGGAGGCACAGAGUCUGCGAAAGCCAUUCUAAAUUCCCCAAUGUCACAGUAGCUGGUCUGGAACGCCGGUUCUGCCAACAGUGUAGCAGGUUUCAUGAUUUGGCGGAGUUUGAUGAGAAAAAGAGAAGCUGUCGUAGACGACUCAACGAUCAUAAUUCACGUCGACGUAAGCCACCACCAGAGUCAAUCCACUUCAGUUCUGGAAGGCUGUCUUCACCAUUUUAUGAUGGGAGGCAGCAGAUGAGUUUUAUCUUGAACAGAGUCCCACUUGUUCAUACAACAUAUCCUGCACUAAACCCUACAUGGGAAAGAAGAACCGCAAAACCAGAAGGCGUUGAUGCACAUCAUUCCUCGAACAAUGAACUGCUCAAUUCCAUUUCUUCAAUUCAUCGUGACUCUGGUCGACUUCUGUCGUUCAAGGAUACCAGUGUGGAGGUCGUCGAUCAAGAAGGAUUGGAAGCAUCUACUUUGGCUGCGUCUAACCUGGAUCCAACUACGGAUUUUCGACGUGCUCUCUCUCUUCUGUCAAGAAAUAGCUCCUGGGAUUCUAGUGGUACUGAUCAUCCUGAACCCUCAUCCCUCAAUCAGCUCAUCCAUGCAAACCACACAGGUAUAGCGCAGCAGCAGCCAGUGAUACAGCAGUCAUCAGUUCCACAUGGAUGGCCUACUGCAUCAACAAUGGAAUACUGGCAUCCAAGCGAACAACAACAACCAACAGUCGCAACCUCUCAUUUUCAAGAGCAGCAGCAGCAACAGCAAUAUCCCAACAGCUCUCAGUCUCAAAAUAACAACACUGGCUCCCAUUUCCAAGAGUUUCAGCUGUUCAAAACACCUUAUGAGAACGGAUUCUUCUCCCCAAAUCAGUUAACUUGACUGAUUGUUAUUGCGGCUGCAGCACUAACCCAACCCUGAGAAUAACAAUUAUCACCUCUUCAUCGCGAGGUAUAAUCAGUUUGGGUUUCUAUAUUUUUGUAUUAAUAGGAAACUCCGUCAUUGGCUCAUUAUAUUUUGUUAUUAUGCCAUCAAAUUGACAGGCAACUUAUUCAGUCCGAAUUCAUCGAGGUGGCCUUAUGGUCUAUUUCGUAAAUAUCAUAGACCACCCUCCACUUUAAUCUACUUUCAUCUGAUUUGCUUUGAAAUAUGUAACCUAACCUUUUCCAAAGACGGGAGACUGGUCAGGCCUUUUACA
Papaver somniferum (opium poppy) is the source of this 2864-nucleotide messenger RNA. RefSeq names its product squamosa promoter-binding-like protein 3. Gene Ontology annotation, cellular component: nucleus. The transcript has 5 exons. Bases 1034 to 2548 code for a protein of 504 amino acids. Gene Ontology annotation, molecular function: DNA binding. NCBI's taxonomy places the organism in Eukaryota, Viridiplantae, Streptophyta, Magnoliopsida, Ranunculales, Papaveraceae. The record is from RefSeq and is a predicted model, not a curated record.